Molecule: messenger RNA, 2820 nt
Organism: Anoplopoma fimbria (sablefish)
Lineage: Eukaryota; Metazoa; Chordata; Actinopteri; Perciformes; Anoplopomatidae
Gene: slc2a2
Product: solute carrier family 2 member 2
Exons: 12
Coding region: 86-1612 (508 amino acids)
Biological process (GO): monosaccharide transmembrane transport
Cellular component (GO): brush border; membrane
Molecular function (GO): hexose transmembrane transporter activity
Source: RefSeq, a predicted model, not a curated record
UCGAUUAGUGAGUGGACACAGCGUGAUCGAGCAUGCAGCUUUCAUUGAUCAUUACCAACCUCCUGGCUGACACUCUGGACCAGUCAUGGAUUCGGGAAAGCAGCUAACGGGUACAUUGGCCCUGGCUGUGUUCACAGCAGCUCUGUCAUCCCUGCAGUACGGCUACAGUCUUGGAGUCAUCAAUGCACCCCAGAAGGUCAUUGAAAAGCAUUAUGGGCGGUCACUGGGGGUGUGGUCAGAGAGGGCCGCCGUCCUGUCAGGAAACGACACAGAAGAAGACGAUUUCCCCGAGGCGGGACAACACCCUUCCGUGGUCAUGUAUUGGUCAUUGUCGGUGGCAAUCUUCUCCAUCGGUGGCAUGUUAUCCUCCUUCCUGGUGGGAUUUGUGGGCGACCUGAGAGGGAGGAUAAAGGGCAUAUUAAUGGUCAACAUUCUGGCUGUAGCUGCCGGACUGCUCAUGGGACUCUGCAGAAUGUGGAAACCUCACAUCAUGGUCAUCUCCGGCCGCGCCGUUAUGGGCUUUUACUGUGGGUUGACAUCUGGGCUAGUGCCUAUGUACAUUGGAGAGAUUGCACCCAAGGCUUACAGAGGGGCUCUGGGAACAUUACACCAGCUGGCUAUUGUCAUUGGCAUCCUAAUCAGCCAGGUAAUAGGCUUGGACUUUGUGUUUGGUAAUGAUGAUAUGUGGCCCCUGUUGCUUGGGCUGUCUGGAGCUCCGGCAGUAUUACAAACUUUCCUGCUGCCUCUAUGCCCCGAGAGCCCUCGGUACCUUUACAUUAUACUGGGCAAGGAGCAAGAGGCUAGAAGAAGUUUAUAUCGUCUAAAAGGGGUGUAUGAUGCAACUCCGGAUCUGGAAGAGAUGAGGAGAGAGAAAGAGCAGGCCGACAGGGAGCCCAGGGUCUCUAUCCUUUCCUUGAUCCGCUCCUCCCUGUACAGACAGCAGCUGUUUGUUGCCCUCAUGAUGCACCUCUCCCAACAGUUGUCUGGCAUCAACGCAAUCUUUUAUUACUCUACGGAUAUCUUUACCCGAGCCGGUGUCGCUCAGCCAGUCUUCGCCACUAUAGGAGUCGGAGUCAUCAACACACUCUUCACUCUGGUGUCUGUUGCACUGGUAGACAAGGCUGGCAGGCGCACUCUGACUCUGGUUGGACUGGGAGGGAUGUGCUGCUGUGCAGUUGCCAUGACAGUGGGCCUCAAAUUUCAGAAUGAAUACUCAUGGAUGAGCUACGUCAGCAUGUCAGCCGUCUUCCUCUUCGUGAGUUUUUUUGAAAUUGGUCCUGGUCCCAUCCCAUGGUUCAUAGUUGCUGAACUGUUCAGUCAGGGACCUCGGCCUGCGGCCAUCGCUCUAGCCGGCUGCUGCAAUUGGACCAGCAACUUUAUCAUAGCCAUGACCUUUCCAUAUAUACAGACUUGGUUGGAUUCUUAUGUGUUCAUCCUGUUUGCUGUGCUGCUUUUCGGCUUCACUGUGUUUAUUUAUUUUCGGGUGCCCGAGACCAAAGGGAAAUCCUUUGAGGAGAUUGCUGCUGUCUUCCACAAGGGCCGGAAAAAGGUGGCACAGGGCCCCAAAGAUGGUACUGAACUGCAGCAGCUCAAAACAUCCACAGAUGCUUGAAACAACAGCAGCGUAUUUGUGUGAUCUAUUUGUAUGUGUGUUCAGCUGUCAGUAUUUCAAAUGUCAAGUUUUUAUGUACAUUUAUUCUCGUAGUAUUAUAAUAAUUAUAUAAUGAAUUAAGGUGUUUUUACACGAUGUGAUAUUUUUUUAUCAUAUGAUUAUGGAUGCCACACAAAAACCAGCAGUGACAGUUCUGUUAUAUGGAGUGAAGUUUACAUUUAAUCCAAAUAUAAACUUGCAGUAUUGUGACUUGAUAGUUAAAGUGGCUAUAAUCAAUAUUUUAUUGCAUGCCUGUUUGUGUGUGAAAGGAAUUAUUUGAACCUUCGGAUAUUUUUUACCCAACUGCAGUUCCUCUGAGAUUUAUGGGGUCUUUCAUUGUUGUGGUUUUCAUGUUUUAGUAUUUUGGUUCAAUUCAACUGCUUUCAUAGCUCAAUUUUUGGCCACAGUUGGCAGAGAGAUUUCACAAAAUAAGCUCUAAUAAAGUCACUGUACACUACCUGCCCAGCACAAGACAGAAGUCAGACAAAGUUAGUAUAUAACUAGUGAACAUAGCGGGGCAUUUAGGAGCGGAAGAGCCAAAUGUUCCCCUUUAAAGGAAAGUAGAGACCAAAGGAGCUGAAAGGAGAGUGAAUGUUGGGCGUACAUUCAUCAGUUGACCAAAAUCAAAAACUCCAAAUGAAUGCUAACAUCGCCUAUGUCUUCUGGGUUUGUAAACGGGCAGCUGUUGGCUAUCAAGUUUGUCACUGUUGUGUUUGCAGCUGUUUAAAAAAUAGAAUUUUGCAAUUAUUAGUGUGCCAGGAAAUGAAACAUUAUUUUACAUUAUUUACUCCUCCACAAUUUUCUGUCUUGAGAUAUGAUCAUAAGCCCAACUUCAAUCACAAAUGUAUGUUGCUUAUUGUUACUUCUCUUGAGUGCUUGGCCUUCACUCUGAAUGGUGUAUGUGUGUGUGGGUCUGACACUAAAAGGCUGUUUUCGCAUUACUCUGUCGAAGGGGGGGACAGACUCUCUGUGCUAACCUUAAACAUGCCAAGACAGGCAAGCACGACCAUUACUCUCUGACAUUACAAUGAGCCGACUGUCAACUGUCCAAUAACUUACAGAUAUGUUGUGGAAACUUGAAGCCUCAAGCGCACAUUCACUGACUAUGGAUUUUAAAGUGUAGAAGGAGACAUCUUGUGUCCAGCAAUAAAACCUUUUGAAACAACAAA